UCGUGUGAGACAACAAGUCAGUCGCAGCAUCAAAUGUCUACAUUUGCCUGCCAGUUAUUGUCUGAUGUUAUUGAGAUAAUUCUCAAUUAGAGUAAAAUUUUCAAUUGCAUUAAUUAAAAAGCAUAUCGCAGCUAGUUGAAGCAGGAAUCUAGUAAAUGAAAUCAGUUGUGAAGUGAGGUACACGUUAACAGUCGAGAGGAGUAUCCAACUAAAUUUAAAAUCGUCGUACACUGGUUCGCAAGAUGUUUCUGUUACGUCUUCUUUCUCGCCCUGCUGUUGGUUCCAGCAGAAUCAGCACAAUCGGCGUUUUCGGCACGGCAAUGGUAGCGAUAAAUCUGCUUUCAUCAUCCAGCGUUCUAGCCUGCCCUUCGUCACAGAGCAAUCCGCUUUCUUCGCAGAAGUCGGCGACAGAUACCGGGCCAUCUUCGGUCUAUGACUUCAGUGCAGUUGACAUCGAUGGAAACAAGGUAGAACUUGAGCGCUAUCGAGGUCACGUGCUGAUUAUCGUCAACGUUGCCUCCAAAUGUGGCUACACGAAUGGUCAUUACAAGGAACUGAACGAACUGUACGAGGAGUACAGCAAAACAGAAGGUCUCCGCAUUCUAGCAUUUCCGUCCGACCAGUUCAACCAGGAACCGGACAGCAACGAAGAGAUCAAGCACUUUGCCCGGGACACGAAGGGGGCCAAGUUCGAUCUGUUCGCCAAAAUUUACGUCAACGGAGACGAAACGCACCCGUUGUGGCAGUUCCUGAAGCAACGCCAGGGCGGUACGCUGUUCGACGCCAUCAAGUGGAACUUCACCAAGUUUAUUGUGGACAAAAACGGCCAACCAGUGGAGCGGCAUGGGCCGCAAACCAGUCCGCUUCAGCUGCGCGAUAACUUGAAGAAAUACUUUAACCAAUGAUGGGCGCUAAAGAACGAUGAUCCAGCUUUUCUUGUUAUAGUAUUACCAACUGAUUUGACCAAACAAGUUACAGUUCACUACAUAUAUUUUCAAAGCCUUUUUAUGAAUUACAAAAUGAUACAAAUACCCUUAUUGAUUAAAUAUUGGUUAUUGUGAACAGUAGCAUCAAACAAAUAUGUUUAUUAGAUUAAUAGUUAACAACCAAAACAUAUAACGUAUUAAAUUUUAAAUAUUUAAACAUAUUAAGUAUUCAUAAUGAAGAUACAAGUUAGAAAAUUCUGCAAGCGAAAUAAAAAUAACAAGAAAAUGUGUUUGGAACAAGAAGAAAGUUAGGCCGUAAGUCGUGACAAACAUAAUUAUCAAGUUCUCUCUCCUUCUAGUAUGUUUAAGCUCUGGAGUUGUUAUUGGAAUUAUACUUCUGCUUUUAACAAUGAA
Messenger RNA from Armigeres subalbatus, 1340 nucleotides. RefSeq lists its product as uncharacterized. The record is from RefSeq and is a predicted model, not a curated record. Lineage: Eukaryota; Metazoa; Arthropoda; Insecta; Diptera; Culicidae. The coding region runs from base 243 to 905 and encodes 220 amino acids. Gene Ontology annotation, biological process: response to oxidative stress. The transcript is spliced from 4 exons. Gene Ontology annotation, molecular function: glutathione peroxidase activity.